AUGGCAAUGGGGAUGCAGAAUGGGUCAUUCCAACUGCAGUCAGUGGACAAUUCGGUAAAUAAUAAGUGGUCCUCAAGAACAGCACCCUUUGCUGUUCACUUGUCUGAGCUAAUUGGCUCUCGCACAGAGGAGAAGCAAACUCCUUAUAGCUUGGUGCCAGCAGCUACUACACUACCUCAGCCUGCGAUUUCCCUUGAUCCUCCAUGGACCACAGUCUUCGAAGGAGAGAAAGUGACUCUGACUUGCGAUGGAUUUCACUUGUACAAUACAACGAAAACAAUAUGGUACAACGGAAAUAAUAAAGAGACACAAGGAGAGUUCAUGGAAAACACCUUUGUGGUUCGUAAAUCUGGAACGUACAAAUGCCAGAUCCAGGACUCGCCCCACAGUGACCCUGUGCAUUUAGUUUUUGCUACAGCCACUGUCAUCCUGCAGUCCCCUUAUCCUGUGUUUGAAGGUGAUGCAUUGGUUCUGAGAUGCCAGAAAAAGGGGAAACAGAAAUUUGUUGCUGCAAAAUAUAUUUAUGAUGGGCAUCAUGUCUAUAAUUCUAAUCAAGACUUGGAUCUUAUCAUCCCACAAGCAAGUUUAAAUAACAGUGGCAGCUACAAAUGCCAUGGAUAUGAAGACCAACACACUCAUAUUGAUUCAACUGUUAAAAUUAUUAAAAUCCAAGAGUUAUUUCCACAUCCAGAGCUGAAAGCCACAGACUCUGAGCCUAUAGAGGGGAGUCCUGUCCUCCUGAGCUGUGAAACACAGCUCCCUCUAGCACGGUGGGACACUCCUCUCCAAUUCAUCUUCUUCCGAGAUGACAUGGUCAUCCUGUCUGACUGGAACAGGUCCUCAGAGCUCCAGAUCCCAACCAUCUGGAUUGAAAACUCGGGACUGUAUGGGUGCAGUGCUGAAACGUUGACCCACACUGUCUACAAACACAGUUCCCUACUAGAGAUCCGCGUGCAAAGGAUCCCUGUGUCUCAAGUGUCCAUAGAGAUCAAGCCCCCAGGGGGACAGGCAUCUGAAGGGGAGAAACUGGUCCUUGUCUGCUCUGUGGUCGAAGGUACAGGGGAGACCACUUUCUCCUGGCACAAAGAGAACACAAGGAAGCAUGUGGGACAGAAAAUUCAGCGUUCCCAGAGGGCAGAACUGGAGAUCUCUAACAUCAGGGAGAGCCAUACUGGGAAAUACUACUGUACAGCUGACAACGGCUUUGGCCCCGUCCAGAGCGAGGUGGUGAACAUCACGGUAACAGGGACUCCAGGAAAAAGAAAGGCCUUUGUCGCUCUGGGAUCUUGCGGGGGAUUGUUCCUGCUCCUGGCAGUGGCUCUGCUGUGUUACUACUGGUGCUGGAGGAAACAAGGUUUGUGGACUUUUCUUACCACUGCUCAAGGCUUCAAUAAAGUUUCUGUCCCUUCCAUGCUUCAGUAA
Messenger RNA from Ochotona curzoniae (black-lipped pika), 1422 nucleotides. It is a transcript of the gene FCRL4, whose product is annotated as Fc receptor like 4. The transcript is spliced from 8 exons. The record is from RefSeq and is a predicted model, not a curated record. Bases 1 to 1422 code for a protein of 473 amino acids. Gene Ontology annotation, molecular function: transmembrane signaling receptor activity. Gene Ontology annotation, biological process: cell surface receptor signaling pathway. NCBI's taxonomy places the organism in Eukaryota, Metazoa, Chordata, Mammalia, Lagomorpha, Ochotonidae.